GUUACUGAGGAGAAGCACAGCAGCACAUUGGGACUGGAUCUGGAUUUUCAUGAAGUUUCUGCUGCUCAUAGGUGACCAUUUACAGAUUGCUGUUUAACCGUAAAGAGCUCAUCCAGAAUGGCCGGUCCGGUUCCAGCACUCCCAGACUCUUUUGCUCCGAGUUCGGACAGCGUUUACUCGGAUCAGUUUGGCUUUUACUCCCUGGACUCGAAUGUUCCUGGUCUUUCUAAAGUCAUCUUAGACAAACUCAACAUGAAAGACUACAAAGAGUACAGGGCAGCACUGGAGGGCAAAGGAAAGGUGGGAUUUCGCUCUCACAAAGAGAUGUUUCAGAAUCUAGAAGAAACGUUUAAAUUCUGUACCUGCUGCUCCAAACUCCCGUCCAACCUUCCAGACCCAAAAGCACUCAAACGCUGCAUUAAGUGUCUGAACGUGUAUUACUGCAGUAAAGACUGUCAGAAGAAGGACUGGUCUUUGCAUAAGAAGUUCUGUAAGAUGCUCCAUAAGGUCUCCAUUGACAGGCUGGUGGAGUGGCUCAUUCACACAGGAGAUCUUCCUUUCCCGACGGAGGCGUGGUCUCGUCCCGCUAAAGACGUGAGGUGUUGGGACGACUGGGUCUCCAUGCAGGGCGAUCUGACACCCCGUCUAGAUGCCAUCCUGUCCGGAAAAAACAUGACAGAGCUUUGGACCAAUGCCUGCAGGCCGCGGCCGGAGGAGGCGGAGCUUCGCAAGUCUGCGUGGCGGGUUUGCAGCGAAUUCUUCUCUCGGUCGCUGACGGUGGGCCUCGGGAUUCAGAUGGCCCGUCUGGACCCGUAUUCCCGUCCUCUGACUAUACAUUUAGUUGGGGCCGGUCACAACGAGACCCUGGGAGCCAGAACCACGGACAUGGAUGAGCUCAGCCGCAUGUUCCCGGGGCACCAGGGGCUGGAGGUGGUGAUGGUGGGGCCCGAGGUGGUUCAGGGGCCCAUCAUGAGGCCCCCGCUGAGGGCGUUCGGACCCCGGGGAAAAGUGUACAUCAGCGCUUACAAGGGCCUCUACCAUCAGUUCUGGGAGGAAGUUGUGGAGAAAGGAGAAGCAGCCAAACCAGAUCUAGUGGUCGGAUUUCAUCCAGGGUUCCACGCGUCUCAGGGAUUGGGAGAGGGAUGGCUGCCCACAUUAUUGCUGCUUAGAGACUAUAACAUACCAUCCAUCUUCACCAUGUACAAUGAUGCGGAGCUCCAGUAUUCCCUGCAGAUUCUCAUAGAGCUCGAAAUGGACGUUAAAGACACCGGAGCCAAUCCUUUCAGCUCCCAGAAACCCGAGCAGGUCCAGUCCAGCCCGAACAAAGCCCCCAGUUACUGCAACGCCUUUUAUAUUUACUUUCAGGGUCUGCUGGAGACACAGCAGGAGGACGAGUAGAUUCACACAGACCUUUGCCUUCAUUUACUAAAUGCAUCUUAAAAGAAAACCCUGCAAAUAACACCCUUAUUAUGUCACUUGCUAUUACAGUUUAAUAGUUAUUUAAGAAAUAAAUGUUUUAUCUGAAACUGCAGUUAAACAGUUGUUUGCUACACAAUUUAGUGAACAUUUAGCGCCCCCUAGUGACAGAAUCUGCCGUGACAUUUUAAUGACAGCCUUCUGGGUAGUUCCAUUUAACUCAACUAUUGCUUAAAAAUGACUAUAUUUCUUACUUAAAAUGAACCCAAAAUAGGUUGGAAAUGUAUUAAUAUGUUUAAUAAAUUAAUAUUUAAUAAUAUGUUGAAUAAAUAAUAAUUAAGUAAUAUAUUUUUUCAAAUUGGUUAUUAAUAAAUGUUCACAUUUUGAUUCUUGCUGAUGCCUAUAGUAAUUGUGUGUCUGAUUUGUAGUUCACAAUUUUGGGUUCAUUUUAAGCCAACCAUAUAGUAAUUCUUAAACAAUAGUUGAGUUGAAUAAAAUUACCCAGAAGGUUAGGUUAAACAUUUAAUAUUUCACGGUUGUUUUUAACCCAGCAUUUUUUCGAGUUUGCUCUUUAAAAAGUUAUUAAUUAUAUUAUAUUAUAUUAUAUUAUAUUCAUUUUUAUUUUAAACCAAAAGGUCUAUUUUGAUUCCUGAGUCUUGUGCCAGAUUGUGUAUUAUUUGUAUGUUUUAGUUUCCCUUCAGUGAUUAUUAUUUAUUUGAUAUAGAAGACGCUUUAUAAAAAAAUAAAUACAUUUAUAUAAGCAAAUAAAAAAAUGCGUCCGUAUUUAUUUUUCUAUUUUAUUUAUUUAUUU
Labeo rohita (rohu) is the source of this 2227-nucleotide messenger RNA. It is a transcript of the gene mss51, whose product is annotated as putative protein MSS51 homolog, mitochondrial. Lineage: Eukaryota; Metazoa; Chordata; Actinopteri; Cypriniformes; Cyprinidae. The coding region runs from base 118 to 1398 and encodes 426 amino acids. The transcript has 7 exons. The record is from RefSeq and is a predicted model, not a curated record.